GCCGCGUAUAAAUAAAGCGUUGGACUAAAACCCUAAUUAGCAUCGUCUCUGGCACAAGCACUCGCUCGGCGCCUAUUACAGGAGGGAAGAGGCGAGCUAUUCGAGAGCUUGUUGUGUUCAGAGUCAUGGCAGACACCAAGGCAGUAACUAUUCGCACUAGGAAGUUCAUGACCAACAGACUUCUAUCGAGGAAGCAGUUCAUCAUUGACGUGCUGCAUCCAGGAAGACCGAACGUCUCGAAGGCCGAGCUAAAGGAGAAAUUGGCAAGAAUGUACGAGGUAAAAGAUCCAAAUGCCAUCUUCGUAUUCAAGUUCAGGACUCACUUUGGAGGUGGGAAAUCCACUGGUUUUGGGCUUAUUUAUGAUUCUGUUGAGAGUGCGAAGAAGUAUGAACCGAAGUACAGGCUUAUCAGGAAUGGCCUAGCUACCAAGACGGAGAAGUCGAGGAAGCAGGUCAAGGAAAGAAAGAACAGAGCCAAGAAGAUCCGUGGAGUGAAGAAGACCAAGGCUGGAGAUGCUGCUAAAGCAGGAAAGAAGAAAUGAGUUUUAUGGGAUUUUCUGGCGCCGAUGUUCUUUGUUGUCCUUGUUUUCUAUUCUUUUCCUUGUUGAUGAAAUAGUGAAGAUUUUCGCUGGCUUUAGAAUUCAAUUUUAAGGUCUGGAUCAAAUUUUGGUUGGAUAGAGAGCAUUAGAGUAUCAAGUUAAAAUGUCUAACAAUGUUUUUGUGCUUGCAUCGAUGAGUCUUGAUAGUUUAACGUUUUACUUUUUAGAA
Messenger RNA from Nelumbo nucifera (sacred lotus), 768 nucleotides. Its product is annotated as small ribosomal subunit protein eS24z. The record is from RefSeq and is a predicted model, not a curated record. Gene Ontology annotation, molecular function: structural constituent of ribosome. Lineage: Eukaryota; Viridiplantae; Streptophyta; Magnoliopsida; Proteales; Nelumbonaceae. Gene Ontology annotation, cellular component: ribosome. Gene Ontology annotation, biological process: translation.